Neurospora hispaniola is the source of this 1509-nucleotide messenger RNA. RefSeq lists its product as uncharacterized. Bases 1 to 1509 code for a protein of 502 amino acids. The transcript has 2 exons. NCBI's taxonomy places the organism in Eukaryota, Fungi, Ascomycota, Sordariomycetes, Sordariales, Sordariaceae. The record is from RefSeq and is a predicted model, not a curated record.
AUGGGUGACACGCCAGCCGUGUGCUUGACGCAGGACGUUCCCCCUUCGUUUCGUAUUCGCGCUCACGCCCGCACUACGAAACGAGGAGAUACAAAAGGGAAGGAAAAGGAAGGAGAGAAGGGAAAUGACAGGCAAGACGAGGAUAGUGAAAAUGACCAGAAAGACCUAAUCAGCAUCUUGCUUCUUGGGUGUGGAGAUCUUCGCAAGAUUCUCUUCACGAUCAAUCAUGAUACCCGCAACACCCUGUUUCUAACCCUCCUCAUCGACAUAAACUCCCAAACUCCCCCCUCCCCCUCCUUACAAGACCUCUUCCCAAUCUACUACCACCUCUACCUCCCACCCCGCCUCGCCAGCCUCAUCGCCUCACAAGCCCGCAAGCUAAUCGACGUUUCCGACUCCCUCCAAACCUGGCACGCAAGCACAUACGGUCGUGGAGGCAUCCGCUUUUGUGACUCGUACUCCCUCUCCCGCGCCCGCGAAGUCUGGCAAUGCUGGGCUCAAUUCGAAGGCAACGAGGAACCCGGGGUUACUGAUGUUGACUUCAAAGCCAAGUUCGAAGCGGACCUGGCUGCGACCAGAGGUGUGAAAACCGAUGAACGAGUGGAUAGCACUGGCUGUGGCCUCGUCUACACAGCCGUACGAUCGGCGGCACCGGCAGCGGAUGAGGAUAUGCGCCAUCUGAACGAUCUCCAUCAACGGUUUUGGAGGGUCGGGAGUCUUUCAGCCCAAAACAGCGAUGCGGUCAAGAAGGAGAGCAGGCAGGUUAACCCGAUGUUUGCCACGCCGGAUGUCGGACGUGUGAGGAUGCACUGGGGACUGGAUCCGCUUCUGGGGUUUCCGUUGGCGGAGGCGUAUACGAGGACGGUGAGUGAGCCGGAGGAUGUGAGUGCACCGCAAAAGGUAGUGGCGCUUGUGAUGGAGAAGUUUGCGGCGUGGUGCCAGAGUUUCAAGGAAGCAUGGGCGGAGAGGAGCGUGGUAACGAGGUGGUUUGUCGGCGAUGCCAUUGCCUUUGGGCAUACUUUGCAAGGCUGUGCAAAUGGCAGGACAGUCAAUGCCCACUGGUAUCGCAGCCGGCAUAGCUUCAGACGUUUAAAGUUUGAUGGGGAGGAUUACCAGCCCGGAAGCCUUACCCCUGCCCCAUUAUCCUUCAUGGUUAUUGAUACCUCCAAUCUCAUUGAUGACCUCGGCGCUCUCAAUGUGCUGGUCGCCACCUCCCCGCUGCUCGAGAACAACCUAGCCGCCACGAUCUAUACCGAGAUGCUCACCCGGUACCAUCGCACUUAUAAAGAUGAAGCCGACAACCUCCUUUGCGGCCCCCUCUCCACCGUCGCCCUCCUCCUCGGUCUGUUUUGCGUAGAACAUUCCACCAACACCUCCGCUUAUCACCCAUCCCAGGACGCCAUGACCUACCAAAUGAUAGAAUACGGAUCUGCUCUGCCCACAGACAUGCCUCCAAAGUUGUACCAGCCAUACGAGCGGCUGAGAUGGAAGCGGCCCAUAGCGCAUUAG